Anthostomella pinea is the source of this 996-nucleotide messenger RNA. The record is from the annotation of a GenBank genome assembly. NCBI's taxonomy places the organism in Eukaryota, Fungi, Ascomycota, Sordariomycetes, Xylariales, Xylariaceae.
AUGCCGCCGCCCAUGAGCAACCUAGACAUCAUCAAGGCAGCAGAUGCCUUCCCCUACGAAGCACAAGAGCCAGAGGCCCACACAGCCCUCACAGGCACGCUCUACACUGUAACCGGGCAGGCCGGGCAGCCCCUGGGCUACAUGCUCGCCCCAGCCGUAUCAAAGCUCCUCGCCGUCCCAGAGCACAUCCGCGGCCCCGUGACAGUCGACGAGCAGCGCCGCACCGUCCACGCCUUCGAGCAGGCCACCGAGGCGGCGCGCACGCAGGCGGUCGGCGCCGUCAUGGCCCACUGGCGCGAGAACAGGACCUUUGCCGCGCUGAGCGGCUGGCGCGACGAGCUGUGGCCUGUGUACGGUACGGACAGGGAGGUGCUGUAUAGCGCCGAGCGCAGCGGGACGGGGACUUUGGGUGUGAUGCGGUAUGGGGUGCACAUGACGGCGUAUGUACCGGACAGCAAUGCUAGUCACGGGCUGCGGAUCUGGGUCCCGCGGCGCGCGGCGAACAAGUCGACGUACGCGGGUAUGCUGGACAACAGCGUGGCAGGGGGCCUGAUGACGGGGGAAGACCCCUUCGAGUGCAUGGUGCGCGAGGCGGACGAAGAAGCAAGCUUGCCCGAGGCGGUAAUGCGCGAGCGCUGUCGGUUCACGGGCAUGGUCACGUACAUCUACAUCACGGACGAGCGGUCUGGCGGCGAGGCAGGGCAGAUAUACCCCGAGACACAGUGGGUAUAUGAUAUCGAGCUACCGGCCGACGUGGUGCCCACGCCGAAAGACGGCGAGGUCGCCGAGUUCUACCUGUGGACUGUCGAGGAGGUGCGGCAGGGGCUGGCCGCGGGCGCGUUCAAGCCCAACUGCGCGCUCAUCAUGCUGGACUUUUUCGUCCGCCACCGCAUCCUGACGCCUGAGAACGAACCGCAUUACGACGAGAUCGUCCGGCGCAUGCAUCGGAAACUCUCCUUCCCUGGCCCGCACCAAGCGGCUGUCGCCUCCUCCUGA